Ostrea edulis (European flat oyster) is the source of this 1161-nucleotide messenger RNA. RefSeq lists its product as uncharacterized. Bases 166 to 747 code for a protein of 193 amino acids. The record is from RefSeq and is a predicted model, not a curated record. The transcript has 5 exons. Lineage: Eukaryota; Metazoa; Mollusca; Bivalvia; Ostreida; Ostreidae.
UUGGUCCAAGUGGAGACCUUUGAUAAUUCAGGAAGUAUGUAUCAAGCAUAUUGAUAAAAUGUCAUUUAGCUAUCAUAUUAAUCAUGCAUACAUUGGAAUGAGAAUUUUAAGGACUGAAGAACGUCAACAUAUUUCAAUUGAUAUAUUCACUAGUAUCUGAUAUCAAUGGAUUUGAGUUUGUUUUCAUGUCUCAUUGUGUGGUUUUUGUCUCCUUAUAUCGCAUCUUCUAGCUCACAAUUAUGUGCAGGCCCUAACGGGAAAGUAUGCUGUAGUGGAUAUGUAUGGAAUGAAGCACAAAAUACCUGUACACGCUGCAUGGAUGGCUUUUAUGAUAUUAACUGUAAUAUUCCUUGUCCAUACCCAUUAUUCGGCUGGGAUUGUCAAUCAAAAUGCAUCUGUAGCAGUGAAGACUGUCACCACGCGUAUGGGUGCAGGAGAACUCCACCAGAAUAUUAUUCAUCAUUGCACAGCAUUGAAAUAACAACCAUUCCUGCAUCUGCUUCAAGUAUGAUUCAUACCGAAGCUAGAAAAGAGGCUGCAUCGAAAUCUAUCAACAUCUCCCAUAUGCACAAUAUGCGUGCUCAAGAAAAGGAAGCCGUAAAUGAAAGCUACCUUACACCUUUAAUUGCUGGUAUUUCCAGUCUUCUGAUCGUUGCGGGGAUGUUGCUGAUCCUGUACGCAAUGACGUAUUCACAUAAAGUCAGGUGUAUAGUUCAAGGAGAUACAUUAAGUAAAAGCACACUUUGAAGUUAUAGAACUUAUGUCCCCCACGUUCAAUCAUGGGAUAUUUUCUUUGAACAUGUAUCUAAGAGUAAAAAUGCAAUAAAAUAAUCAAGUUUUGUAUUAUUUGGAAUUCUUAUAUAUACCAAUAAAAAACAAAGAAACAUAUGGUACUAAUUUUACUCUGAAUCUCAUCAAAUAAUUUUUCAAACAUCUUUUUGGUAAAGAAUGACUUAUCUAAUUACUCAUUGUAACACCUGGUGCUGUUAUUUACUGGAUAAAUAUUAGACAUAAUCUGAGGACAAUAGAACGUGUUUUCAUAAAAUCUUAAAACAGUCUCUGUAGCUCUCGUUUGUUGUAAGUCCCUAUUCCACUUGUUUCAGGCACCAGUAGUUUAUAAAAUGAACGGCUUUUUUAUAUGUCAUUGCAUUGUUGUUAUAU